GCUUUCUUCCUCUUCCACAGAUGUUGACGAAUGCGUCGAGGGGACUGACAACUGCCACAUUGACGCCCUCUGCCAGAACACCCCCAAAUCCUACAAGUGCAUCUGCAAGUCCGGAUACUCCGGGGACGGGAAGCAUUGCAAAGACGUCGAUGAGUGCGAGCGGGACGACAACGCUGGCUGCGUCCACGACUGUGUCAACAUCCCGGGGAAUUAUCGCUGCACCUGCUACGACGGCUUCCGCCUGGCGCACGACGGCCACAACUGCCUGGAUCUGGAUGAGUGCUCGGAGGGGAACGGCGGCUGCCAACAGACCUGCGUCAACAUGAUGGGGAGCUACGAAUGCCACUGCCGGGACGGCUUCUUCCUGAGUGACAACCAGCACACCUGUAUCCAGCGCCCGGAAGAAGGAAUGAACUGCAUGAACAAGAACCACGGCUGUGCCCACAUCUGCCGGGAGACCCCCAAGGGGGGCAUCGCCUGCGAGUGCCGUCCGGGCUUUGAGCUCACCAAGAACCAGCGGGACUGCAAAUUGACCUGCAACUAUGGAAAUGGAGGAUGCCAACACACGUGUGACGAUACAGACCAAGGGCCCAAGUGUGGCUGCCAUGUGAAGUUUGUGCUGCACACUGAUGGGAAAACGUGCAUAGGGGAGAGGCACCUCCAGCAACACGUUACCCCCCAGACGUUUUCUAAUGAGACCUGCGCCGUGAACAAUGGGGGCUGUGACAGCAAGUGCCAUGACGCAGCCACGGGUGUGCACUGCAGCUGCCCAAUGGGCUUCAUGCUGCAGCCAGACAGGAAAACUUGCAAAGAUAUUGACGAGUGCCGGCUGAACAAUGGUGGCUGCGACCACAUCUGCAGGAACACGGUGGGCAGCUUCGAGUGCAGCUGUAAGAAAGGCUACAAGCUGUUGAUCAACGAAAGGACCUGCCAAGAUAUUGACGAGUGCUCCUUCGACAGGACCUGUGACCACGUGUGUGUCAACACCCCGGGGAGCUUCCAGUGCCUGUGUCACAAGGGCUACACGCUGUACGGGCUCACCCACUGUGGAGACAUCGAUGAAUGCAGCAUCAACCGAGGAGGCUGUAAAUUCGGCUGCGUAAACACCCCUGGCAGCUACGAGUGUACCUGUCCGGCCAGCUGUAAACUGCACUGGAACAAAAAGGACUGCAUAGAGCUGGUGAAAUGCCUGACGGGCCCCAUCUCUCACCGGGCCAUGCUCACCUGCAACAAGAACGGCAAGAAGGACAGUUGCUCCCUCACCUGCAUCUCCAAGGCCCGCUUCCUGCCAGAGUCCGACAGCAGCUACACGGUGAGCUGUGGGACGCCCAUCCUGCGCCAGGGGGCCCAGCAGAGGCCUGGCAACAGCAGCCAUCACUGCGUGGAGACUGUCGCUGCUCCAAUCAAACAAAAGGCUUCCUUCAAGAUCAAGGACGCCAAGUGCCACCUGCACCCGCGCGUGAAGGGGAAACUGGAUGAGUCGGGGAAGCACGCGGCGCCAGGCGGGGCGGCCCCCUGCUCGGAUUGCCAGGUGACCUUCGUGAACCUCAAGUGCGACUCAUCAAAGAAGGGCAAAGGCCGGCGGGCCCGCAACUCCCCCAACAAGGAGGUGACACGCAUCACCCUGGAGUUUGAGGCAGAAAUCAAACCGGAAGAGGUCACAGCCAGCUGCAAUAUUAACUGCCUGCGGCAGAGGGUGGAGAAGAAGCUGAAGUCUGCAAUCAAGGCCCUGAAGAAGUCCAUAAACCAGGAGCGAUUCCUGAUCCGCUUCGCGGGCAUGGAUUACGAGGUGGCGCGGAAGCUGAGCAUGUCCCCGGAGAGGCAGGAGAGCUGCGGGCCGGGGCAGCAAAGGCUAGGAUCCAAGUGUGUUAGCUGCCUGCAGGGAAUGUAUUACCACGGUCAGAUGGAGCAGUGUGUCCCUUGCCCCCCAGGGACCUACCAGGAGAAAGAAGGCCAGCUCUCUUGUGACCUUUGCCCUGGAAGCGAUGCGUAUGGCCCGGCCGGAGCAACAAACAUAACCACCUGUGCAGGUCAGUGUCCCCCCGGCCAUCGCUCAGUGGACGGCUUCAUACCCUGCCAGCCGUGUCCCCGGGGCGCCUACCAGCCCGAAGCUGGGCGAGCUCUGUGCUUCCCUUGCGGUGGGGGGCUGACCACCAAACACGAGGGAGCCUUCUCCUUCCAGGACUGCGAUACCAAAGUUCAGUGCUCCCCGGGUCAUUACUACAAUACCAGCGUCCACCGCUGCAUCCGCUGUGCCGUGGGCACCUACCAGCCAGACUUCCGCCAGAAUUACUGCAUCACCUGUCCCGGCAACACCACCACGGAUUUCGACGGCUCCACGUCCGUGUCCCAGUGUAAAAACCGCCAGUGCGGAGGGGAGCUGGGUGAAUACACUGGCUACAUCGAGUCUCCCAACUACCCCGGCAACUAUCCCGCCAACAUCGAGUGCACCUGGAACAUCAACCCCCCCCCAAAACGCAAGAUCCUCAUCGUGGUCCCGGAGAUCUUCCUACCAUCCGAGGACGAGUGCGGGGAUGUCUUGGUCAUGCGGAAAAACUCCUCCCCCUCCUCCAUCACAACCUAUGAGACGUGCCAGACGUACGAGAGGCCCAUAGCCUUCACCGCCAGGUCCCGCAAGCUGUGGAUCAACUUCAAAACCAGCGAGGCCAACAGCGCCAGGGGCUUCCAGAUCCCCUACGUCACCUACGACGAGGAUUAUGAACAGUUGGUGGAGGAUAUUGUCCGGGAUGGCAGGCUGUACGCCUCUGAAAACCAUCAGGAAAUAUUAAAGGUGAGACCAUCUGUGAGCGGGACUGGGAAUCGGGACUCCUGGGUUCUGUUCCCAGCUCUACCACUAACUUUCCAGGCGAGUCACUUCUCCCUUGUGUUACCUAUCUGUACAAUGGGUACUCCUCCUAGUGCUGCCCCGUCCUGA
Messenger RNA from Chrysemys picta bellii (western painted turtle), 2935 nucleotides. NCBI's taxonomy places the organism in Eukaryota, Metazoa, Chordata, Testudines, Emydidae. The record is from RefSeq and is a predicted model, not a curated record.